Molecule: messenger RNA, 1947 nt
Organism: Momordica charantia (bitter melon)
Lineage: Eukaryota; Viridiplantae; Streptophyta; Magnoliopsida; Cucurbitales; Cucurbitaceae
Product: putrescine-binding periplasmic protein-like protein
Biological process (GO): polyamine transport
Cellular component (GO): periplasmic space
Molecular function (GO): polyamine binding
Source: RefSeq, a predicted model, not a curated record
CUUAUCACAAACUUCUUCAAGUCUCUUUGAUGCUUUUUCAACGCCAAAGCACCGAGCUAAAACCCUAUCAGACAUCUUUCAACCAAGAACUUUUGUGACGACACUCAGACGGACCUCGAACUCUGCGAAUGGCGGCACUGCUGCCCUCCGGCUCCGGCCAAUGGCGCUCUCUCCGACUACGAUGUCGCUCCUCCAGCCCUUCAUCUUCCAUGGCUCCCCGUUCUUCCUCUACCAACUACACCACCGGUUUCUGCUGCUGCCGGACAAUCCAGACGCCCAUGCCCCUCCCCCUUCUGCCGGAGCCACCCCAAGAAGAUAAGUUUCCCAGAAUUCCCCAGACGCCGCCGCCGCUUCGGCUCGCCGCAUCGGCGGUGGUCUUUCUCAGUUUGAGUAUUGGUUUCGGCUUCGGACCUCGAUCCUGCUCUGCGGCGGCUUCUUUGCUGGUGCCGCCUUCUCCCGCGGCCGAUUCUUGUAACUUGGAGGAGGAGAAGGUAGUUCCUAGCGAGGACGAGAAGCUGGAAAUGAAGAAAAUGGAUGAAGAAUUUGAAGAAUGGAAGUCUAAGAAGUUUUCUUUAACCGUUCCUUUGAGUGUCGUUGCUCUUCGUGACUCUGUUCCUCCUUCAUGGAUUAAGGAGUUUAUUCAGUCACAAGGAAAGAGAUCAAGAUUCUCUGUGAAGUUCAACGGAAGUCUUGAGAGUAUUUUUUCUGAUUUAUCUGUUCCCACUGGCAAAAGCAAGGCUAAGUCUUCAGCUACCAUGGUUGCUGAUGUUGUUAGUAUCGGUGAUUCCUGGCUCAACAUUGCAAUUAAGAAGGCUCUUAUUGAGCCCAUUCAAGGUGUGGAAGAGCAGGAGUGGUUUAAUAGCUUGAGCACUAAAUGGAAGGUACUUCUAUGCAGGAACUCCGAGGGUGAAAUAGAUCCUGAAGGUAAAAUUUGGUCGGCUCCAUAUAGAUGGGGCUGUGUUGUUAUAGCGUACAAUAAAGUCCAAUUUCGAAGGCACAACUUGGCUCCAAUGGAGGAUUGGUCAGAUUUAUGGCGCCCUGAACUUCGGGGAAGGAUUUCGAUGGUCGAUUCACCUAGAGAAGUAAUUGGUGCUGUUUUAAAGUACAUGGGUGCAUCCUAUAACACGAAAGACAUAAGCUUGCAAAUUCCUGGUGGUAGAGAUGCCGUCCAGCAAAAUCUAACUUCACUUGCAAAACAGGUACGUUUGUUUGAUAGCACACACUAUCUGAAAGCAUUUGCAGUUGGAGAUGUGUGGGUUGCGGUUGGAUGGAGUAGUGAUGUUCUUCCUGUUGUCAAACGCAUGUCCAAUAUUGCAGUGGUCGUCCCGAAGUCUGGAUCGAGCUUAUGGGCUGAUUUAUGGGCAAUUCCUGCAACCUCCAGAAUUGAGACACAGCCAGUUGGUGGAAGAGUUAGGGGACCCUCCCCUCUGAUCCACCAGUGGAUAGAAUUUUGCUUGCAGACUGCUCGAGCACUGCCUUUCAAGCAGGAGGUAGUUCCUGGUGCAUCGCCAGCCGCCAUAGACGGUCCUGUAGCUGUUCCUGAAGAACUGUUUGAAGGUAAACCCAGGCUGGAUUCGAACCUUGUGGGCGGAGUACCCCCACUCGAUAUUCUGGAGAAAUGUGAGUUCCUUGAGCCUUUAUCUGAUUCUAGUUUGGCUGAUUACCGAUGGUUGGGUGAGAAUAUGCAGAAGAAACCCGACCAUCGUUUGAUGGACAGAGUUCAUGACGCUGUCUCGUACCUUGUAAGAUUUGUUUCUGCAAAUCAAAGCUUAAAAAAAACUCAACCGAAACACUAAUCAACCAAGUGGCUUUUUGUUGUAUUGAGCCACAUGGGGCGUUAAAGAGCUCCGCUAUAUUUUUUUUUUUAAGAAACAAUUUAAUUGAUGGUAUGAAAUUACCAUCCAACAAAGUUACAUAAAAUCUCUUCGAGUUCAAUUUUUGUAUUAA